Messenger RNA from Schistocerca cancellata (South American locust), 7206 nucleotides. RefSeq names its product pyruvate dehydrogenase protein X component, mitochondrial-like. The transcript has 9 exons. The record is from RefSeq and is a predicted model, not a curated record. Gene Ontology annotation, biological process: pyruvate decarboxylation to acetyl-CoA. Gene Ontology annotation, cellular component: mitochondrion; pyruvate dehydrogenase complex. Gene Ontology annotation, molecular function: acyltransferase activity. NCBI's taxonomy places the organism in Eukaryota, Metazoa, Arthropoda, Insecta, Orthoptera, Acrididae. Bases 170 to 1630 code for a protein of 486 amino acids.
UGUUUUUUAUGGCGCUAACAAUGUGUUUAUUGUUGAUAGUUGAAUUCCACUUCGCGUGACAGGAAGAAAAUUGCGUCGGCUGCAAAAUCAACAAAUGUGCACUGAUUUAUUUUAUCUUGAACACCAGAACUGGAAUGAAGGUCGAAUUACGGUCGUCAGGAAGUAAAUAAUGGCUGCAGCUGUGAGGAUUCGCGUUGCCCAGUUGGUUCAAAAGCACGCUUUUUCACUAUUGACACAACCUAGGUGCUUGGCAGCUACUCAGAAACUAUGUUUCCACAAUUCUUACUUGCUAUGUGUUGCUGGGCAAGAAAUCAAGAUGCCUUCACUUUCCCCUACCAUGUCAGAAGGGACAAUUGUGAAAUGGUUGAAGAAGGAAGGAGAUGUUGUUCAGCCAGGUGACGUUCUCUGUGACAUACAGACUGACAAAGCUGUUGUCUCAUUUGAAACUGAAGAAGAGGGCGUCCUUGCAAAAAUCCUGGUUCCAGAGAACACAGCUGAUGUCAAGGUGGGGACGCUGAUAGCUCUGAUGGUGGCUCAGGGAGAGGACUGGAAGUCUGUGGAAGUGCCGGCUUCGGCUGGGGCACCGCCCCCUGCCCCUGCCCCUGCUCCUGCUCCAUCUGCCCCAACCGCCCCACCCCCGGCUCCUUCUGUCGCUGCGAAACCUGGCCACCCAGAAACACCACACAACAUUGGUCCCGCUGUUAGACUUCUUCUGGAGCAGUACGGUCUGCAGCCAUCAGACAUACCUGGAACCGGCCGAGGAGGGAAGGUGCUCAAGGGCGAUGUCCUCGAAUUUGUCAAAAAGAAUGCACUGAAGCCAAAGCCACCAAAGCAAGUUCCUCCACCUCAGGCGGCCAAAGCACCUCCGCCAGGUGCUGUGCGAAAACCAGCUGCGGGAGCAGCAGCGAAAGUUAAGCCGCCGGGCGCUAAGUUCUCAGAUCUUGAGCUGACUAACAUGCGCCGCACCAUCGCAAAGAGGCUGACACAAUCCAAGUCAACAAUACCACAUGCCUAUGGCAGCGUCAAAUGUACGAUAGACAAAAUAUUAGCUUUAAGGAAGCAGUUGAAAUCAGAUGGUAUAUCUGUAUCUGUGAAUGACUUUGUUGUGAAAGCUGUUGCAAAUGCAUUGCUCCAGUAUCCUGAAGUUAAUGUACAUUGGAUUGAUGGAAAGAUAGUUCAUAUUCCAACUGUGGAUGUAUCAAUAGCAGUUGCCACAGAUGCUGGUUUGAUCACACCCAUAGUGAAAAAUGCAGCAGGCAAGGGUAUCGAAACGAUCUCAACAGAAAUACGCAAACUGGCAGAAAAAGCACGAUCUGGAAAACUCCAGCCUCAUGAAUUCCAAGGUGGAAGCUUCACGGUAUCGAAUUUGGGCAUGUUUGGCAUUGGAGAGUUCAGUGCUAUCAUCAAUCCCCCACAGUGUGCCAUUCUUGCAGUCGGAGGUGGGAAACAAGUAAUAAAUUCUGAAGGACGACCGGAGACCCGCAUGGUGGCAACACUGUCGUAUGAUAACCGUGCCAUUGAGGAUACAGUGGCAGCUCAGUUUCUGCGUGCUGUUGGUGAUUCUCUUGAUGAUCCAAAUAUGCUGCUACUUGGUAGUGCCCCAGGACUUCGUUCUGAACUCAGUUCGUGAGAGAGAGAGAGAGAAGGGCAUGAUUUUCAAAGUAGGCAUUUUCAGGGAGACAGAAGAAUGAAUUUCGACUAGUGAAAUCAUUACGAACAGUUGUUAAAAACCAUAAGAUCUUGUUGAAUAUGUUGUAAGCAUUUUGUUAAAUGGAGAUAUAUUUAUUUUAAUGUUUUAUGUGACAGUGUCCUUGUUCAUGUUGUAUAUGAAACAAUAUGCACUGCCUAUUUAUGUUGAUUUAUUUAAUUGAUUGAUUCCAGAAACAAGAAGGUUCCGUGGACACUGUGUAGACUGUGUAAUGUACAUAAGAAAUAAUUCGUGUGACUGAACUGUUGUUUGUGAAUCUUUGAACAUGCAUUUGUUGCUUGUGUAACUUAUUCAAAAUUUUGUUGUUAUGAAUGCCAGAUUUAUUUUAUUGCUCAAAUUGGUACCUGAGCAAGCAGUUUGUAUACAUUUUAGGUCUGUAGAAUGUGAUAACUGAACAAACGUGUAAAAAAAAUUUAACGGUUCAUGAUGAACAAAUGUAAGUAAUUAACACUUAGCUAUAUGUAACAUGAAGCUCUAAACACUGCCAAGCAACUGGAAGCGCCAAUAACAUCUGGAAUCCAAUCAUGUACUGACAAUACCUAUUAUGAAACCUUAAGUUCUUGUUCAUGAAGAUUACGUUGCAAGUCUCAAUAUAACUACCAUGGAAAUGGGGAAGUCCUAUGAAAAUGGAUUGAGUGUAAACUUUUUUCCUGUUUUGUAAUAGAAUGAGAGUUGCAUAGAGGAACAUAAUAUCUCUGUAUAAUUCCCACUGCAUCUGAGUUUCCCCUAUGGGCACACUCAACAGAUACCAUUUUGAAUAAAAUGGUGACUUGACUUGUAAUUGAUGUACUUCACAAUCUACACUCCAAAGCUGAACCUGAAGUUUUCCCUUGUGAAAUAAGUGUGGUAUAAGUGAAAAGCACUAGUGCCAGUUGGUCAGUGUUGUGAGGAAGGAACCCAAGUGUAUAAUUAUUACUUGUAGAAUGUGGGACAAACAUGAUUACAUUAAGACAGAACACUACAAAAUAUAUCCAAACCCUUAUAGACUCAAAGAUUGUCAUAAACAGUAUUUCUGGAUAGGCAAUGAUCCCAAAAGCUGUUUUGUGUGUUUCAAAGAGACAACAUAAUCAUUCUUGCUGAUGGGUACAUGUGAAAUUUCUUUAUUUAGUAUCAGUUACUGUUGGCUCAAUUUAUUGCUUGACCUGGUUGUCCAUGAUGGUAGUGAACCAAAAUUUAAUCAGCAGUAACUGUUUCCCUAGGAUCCAUUUAUGUUGUCAAAAUUUUGCCAACUUAUAAAUUAUCAUGGCUCUUGCAGUCUAUUGAUCCAGAUGUUGUGUGCAGCUCACAGACUGCUGUUUUUUGGAGUAUUUGAUAAUUGUGGCUGGCAUGAGAGACUCUUCUAUAAAUGCAUUGUAUAGCUACAUAAUGCAUUAUCUUGCUAACUGCUCUCCAAAUUAUGUAAACAGUACUCUCAACUUUCAGUACAGCAAUUCCAUAUUAAUUUUUACACACAGAUGACUUUUAUAAUGCAACUGCAUCUUCACAUUACAUGCAUUUAGUUCUCUCAUGGAUAGCUUUUGUUGCCUCCCUUGUGAUGAACAAUUCAUUCCCUUUCAGCACGUAUUCAGCUCUGGUAAUUAAGUCCUGAAAAAGGACCUUCUGUACACAGUUAAUACAACAAGAGGAACACAGAAAAGUUUUACGAAUUUUUAUCCAGCUGUUUAGCAAACCAGUAAUAGAAAAAACUAAAUGCAGCGAUUCACUGUACAGUUGAGGCAUUGAGCAGAUGAUAGACACAUUAAUGUUGUUGAAAAUGUUGAUGGUUUUCAGAGUGUGUCCUCCUUCAGAGCUAACCUUCCUCCCCCCCCCCCCCCCCCACACGUGCGUUAUACCAACAGACUACAUUGUGCUGGCACUGCAGUAUGUUUUCUCCUGUAAAAGGCAGGGUAACCUGCAAAGGUAGUCAUGUCAUGAAAACAGUUUUACUGCAACUUUUUCACAGCCUUUUCACUUGACACUUCCAUCGACCAGGUGUCUGCCCAAGUGGAUGGGCACCAUCAAACUGUGGCUUAGAGAAGAGUUGGCCACACGGUGGGGGAGCAUGACGAGACUUCAGUGAUUGGUUACAAAUGUGUUCCAUUUGGAUCCUCUAUCCCAACACAACUUCUCCGAAGUAUGUAGAUGGGAACUGUCCAUACAACUUCUCUGAACUAUGUAGGUGGGAACUGUCCAUACAACCACUCCUGUCCACAAUCUUCAGUGAUUUAUUCCAUCCACCUAACCCCACAAACCAGUCAAGUUACAGUGAUAGGACAAUGUAUUCAACUGGGGCAAUGUGUGUGUGUGUAAGUGUGUGUGUGUGUGUGUGUGUGUGUGUGUGUGUAAGUUUCUGCGGGAGAAGGAUAUAAAGACCAGCAACACCUCAACUUCAUGAAGAGUGGUUACUUUUACCCCUUCCAUUAUUUGUAUCCCAUCUAGAACUUUGCAUUAUAACAAGUUUUUUCUCUGUGAUUUUUCACAUUGUGGCAUUUAUUGAAUUGCAGGUAUUUGUGUUCAUAGCUUAACUUCAGUGUCUUGUGAUUUCUAAAAAAAAGAUCCGAUUUGUAUAUUGCAACUAGGAAGGUAAACAGUGUACUGUAAGUACAAUCAUAUUUCUUACUCACUAGUGAACUGAUGGUUUCUCCAUGCUCUGAACUUUUUGAUCCAUGUUCUCUCAUGGAUAAAUAGAAACUGAUAGAACCUUACACCUGACUUCUUUCUCCUGUCCACCUUUUACAGUUCCUUAAAUUUAGCCCCAUAAUCAAGUUUCCUGAUGUGCAUAUACAAGCUGAAUUGCAUAAAGUGUAAUUAUAAAACCCUUGUCACUGUGUCACCUGUGAUAGAUGCCAUUUGUAAAUGAAUCUUCGUAGCUUUAGAGGCCAUGUAGGUGAGAUUUAUUAUGGCUUAUGUGAGAUUCAUUCUGUUUUAAUGAAGGAAUAUUUGAAGUCGUGUUUGCACCAACAGUUAGUUAUUGUAAACAUUGAAUUUUCAAGGAGUGUUGCAUUGCAGCUCUUUGGAAGCCAUAUAUUUAAAAAAUUUUACAAAAAAUAUUUGAGAACACAUGAUUAAGCAUUUUAGGUUUUGUUUGGUCUUAGUGAUUAAAAUAAUUAAUAAUACUCAGUAAUCUUAUCCUUCUUUUUAUGAAUUCCACUGUUGGCUUCAACACGCAUAAAGUCUCACCACCAUAGCAUAUUGGGCCAUUAGACAUUAUUCUGCAGCCUUUUGUUGAUUUCAGUAUUCUUGUUAUUGUCAUCAGAAACAGGCACACACAAAUCACAAAAAAAUUUGCUUUCACAAGCACAGCUUCCUUCAACUGGCAAGACUGAGUUUUAUUUGUCCCCGUACAGAAUUAAGAUUGUUUAUGUUGGUGGUCAGUGGAUUUAAUCAUUACAGCCAAUGUAUCAGUUAUGAAAUUAUUGUUGACACAUUUCACUGUUUGAAUGUGCAGGAGUCUGUCAUACAUAAAAGAUCAUGCCAUGUCAUGUAACUGUAGCAAGUAAACAAAAUAAUUAUCUUGCAAGAAAUGUUCAUAUGCAGAUCGUUGUGACUCACAGCAGUAAGAAAACAGAUGAUGUUGCAGGUUAUUGCUGUACCAUUUGUGUUUAUGAAGAGUUUGUGCAUGCUGGAAUAGUGGUGCAUUUUGAUACUAUUUAAGAUGUUGUAUUGUUCCCAUCACCUAGGUGCCUUCUCCCACAUUCCUUCUUCAAAGAGAAGCUCAGUACAGACUAUUAAGCUCAGUUCAUACUAUUCAUUUUCUUUGAGUGUAUGAUGAAUUUCUGUUUCUAAUAGUGAAGCUCAGAAUGUUAGCAAACUGUCUUUGUCAUCCACACAUACUGUGAGCUGUAGAAUGCACUGCUCAAACACAUCUGUAUGAAAUACAAAUUUUUGUGCUAGUCAUAUGUUACAAUUUUGUAUACACUUUACAGAUUCAUGUGCAAAUACAUUUAUUGGCUUCAAACAACUAUUGAAAAAACACUUACCUUUCAAAAUUGUAUACAUCUUUAAAUACUCCCCUUCUAACUGCAUCCCCCCCCCUUACACACAGACACACACACACACACACACACACACACACACACACACUCUCUCUCUCUCUCUCUCUCCUCUUACUGUACCAUACUAUUUUAUGAUGUGGAAUAUUGCCAGAACAUGGGUCAAUUCAGUGUAUCCUUUUUGUUAGCCUAAACUUCAUUUUAAAAUAGUAGUGUUGAUCUGUAUAUUUUGAAUUUUUCAUACACACAGUUGAAUCCUAAAUUCUAGUCAAAUUAUUUAUUGCAAAAGCUGUGUUACAUUAAAAUAUUAAUGUUUAUACUUUUUAAAGGGACUGGGGUAUUAAUUUGCAGUAAUUUUAUAAUUCACUUUUAUAAGCAGUUGAAAUUAUUUCUUCAGCUUCUCAUUGUGAUGUCUUUGAUUUGGCUUUUCAUAAAUGCUAUAUAAAACAUGCAACUGAAAGCAGAUGUUUAUAUUGGAAAUGAACUAAUAAAUUUACAACUUAAAAUUCAGCAGUAGAGAAUACAAAUAGUCAACUCAGACCUGUGCCUCUUUAGUUUUUACUUUUUUUUGUUCUCUGUUGAUUCAUAGAAAUGUCUGGGUUUGUCAUUCAUUUAUUUUUCAAUUUCACUGGUAAAUAGAUAACUCCACAUGUUCAUUGGAUAGCGGAAUUUCCUUGCUUUCCAAAAAUAUCCCAAAAGACAUAAAACAUGGUGAAAGAAGUACAAAAAAAUUAAUGUAUGUAAUUGAAAUUGUGUCUUUUAGGGCAGUAUGGCAAAUUUAAGCAAGGUGUGACAAAUGUUAAUUUAUGCAUUUGGUUCUUGAGAUUUGUAACUACCCAGUGUAUGAAUUUUGUGGGACCAUUCCUGAAAAACUAUACAUUUUUUAUACCAGCACUACAUUUUCCAUCAAGAAAUAAUAGUAUGCAAUAUUGCAUUAUUCACAACUCUUCAAAGGGUGACACAAUUAGUGAAGUCCUUGUUGGUUUGUUCUUUCCUUUAAUGUAAUUAUACUUUUUCUGUGAUCAAGGUGAUUAAUGCUUCACAGUUUCGUGGAAAUGCUAUUCCUUAUUUCAAUACCAAGUUGAUAUUUCCAAAUACUUAGUCCAUUAGUUGUUACAUGUGACAGUUCCUGUGUAUUCUCAUUUUGAAACCUGUUCUCAAUUUAAAGUCGUGCAAGUAUUCCAUUUUAUGUUUUGUUGUAUCAUAAUGCCAGGAAAUAUUGUAUUCUCUGAUAAUUUUUUGUCCAUUAGUUUAAUAGGGAGUUUAGCAGGUGUCUUUUUGUUAAAAUUAAAGUGUUUCAUCCAACUGCACUACUGUAUACUCUGUAUCAGUUUUAAUGGAUUUUCAAAUAUUUCUCUGAUCUUUUCUGUAAUUUAAGACAUGGGUUUCAUCUGCAGAUUUUAAUAUUUUUCAUUGUACCAUUAUUUUUGUUUAAAUAAUUUAUGUACGUAGAAACAGAAUUGGGCCAAUAUAGAACCUUGAGGGACAUUUUUUGGCAGAUAAUAAAUCAGACUAGUGGGUGAUUAA